Molecule: messenger RNA, 1800 nt
Organism: Magallana angulata
Lineage: Eukaryota; Metazoa; Mollusca; Bivalvia; Ostreida; Ostreidae
Exons: 6
Coding region: 53-1138 (361 amino acids)
Source: RefSeq, a predicted model, not a curated record
UAAAAAUCAAGUAUAUAAUGUUUCUCGAUAUUUCGAAACUCGAAGUCUUAAAAUGAACGCCUUGCUCAUUUUACAAUUUGUGUCAUUUUGGUUAAAUUUUGUAAAUAAGUGGAAAGUCGGUCUGGGUAAUAAUUGUCCCGAUCCAGAUGAUGGACAUGUGUCAUGGUGGAUUUUGUACCAGCAGAAGUCCUUGCCAUUCCUCCACUUCUACGCCGAUAGUCGAAACAAUCAGGAGAUAAAGCUUCAUUUUCCUGAGAGAAAAGAAAGUGUCCUUGCAAAAGCAAUCAAUAAAAUUUUAGUUGGAGAAUUGGAUCACUUCAUCGUAUAUUCAAACGAUCUUCUAAAUGUUGCAAAGUUAGCGAAGGCAAUGCGUGUUCCAAGUUUUCUAAAAUGGAACCACGGUAUCAUUGCUAUGGAUUCCUCCUUGUCAAGGGGAUUUUGGAUUCUUCACAACAAUCUCUUUUUCCCGCCCUUUAGUGAAAAUAAGUUUGUUGAGCCUGGUGGGAAGGUCUGGAAAGAAACUACUAUUGGAGAUACAACUGAUAAUGUGUUUUACAUAUGCAUAUCAGCAGGAAGUGAAGAGAGGAUAAGACAAGUGCUUACAAGUAUGUUAGCUGGAAAUGCGUUUUUCCUUCACAGCAAUCCACCCACCUUAUUUCAAUCUGAAACGUACAUCAAAUCACGCAAUGAACACACAUUAUAUCAUGAAGGCGGAGAGCCAUUUCCAUUUAUGAAUUGUCUUUUUGACCCAGAGUCAAAACAAAAGACAAGCUGUUUGUUCCAAUUUUCAUCCGGAGUUAACCCGUCUGAAAGAGUAUAUGUAUACACAAGACCAAGGGGCCCCAUCGCAGGAGCAAAUUCCUUUUGCUAUUCUUCAGGAUUUAAUCAUGGUCAGGGGUUGCUGUCUCUGUCAAAAUCAAAUCUUGAAAUGGUUAACGAUUUUAGUUCCAUGGAUACCGUCUUUGCAUUAUCGAACGACCCUUCCUCUGAUGCGUACGGUACCACUUGUUUCGGACAGGAUGUGGCAGCAUACACAGACAUAGUCACAGUCAUGGUGUGCCUAAAACUGCCUUCUCUUCAUAGAGACCUGCUGCGAGCCUCAACUGUUACCAAAUCGAUAUGUAGCAAUAAUAGAUAAAAUGUAACCGUUUAAAUAUAACGUCAAGAUGACUUGGAAAAUCGCAGCGGACAUUUAAAGGGCUAUCGUUAAUGAAUACAGAACCAUGCAUGCAUUUUUUCUUCUACUACAGUCAGUUCAAGCAUAUUUUUACAACAUACAUCAUUGUAUAGCAUAGCAUUGAAUGUCAUAGCAUAGCAUUGGAAUCUCAUACCAUAACAUUGGAACCCCAUACCAUAGCUUACAAUCUCAUAGAUUCAAAUUCGUCAUAGAAUACCAUAGCAUUAGCAUAGCAUACAGCAUGAUUUUAACUCGGUUUUAAAUGUUUUUAAUUAAAAGAAUAAAUGUACCAGUUCACAUUGCAGAUUAGCUGUAAACUUUGUCUUCUUAAUAUUUUACUUCGAAAUGUUUGGAACCCUUAUGUGUAUGGAGGCGUUUUUGUUCAAACCUCAUGGCAAAGCAUACCAUAGCAUACCGUAUCAUUAUUCCCUUUAUUUCAAUUUAUUAUAGCACAACAUACAAUUUCUCAUUGCAUUGAAAUCUCAUAGCAUAUCAUUAAAAUCGCAGACCAAAAAAUUGUAAAAGAUGUGCAUGAAAUGACUGUAUAUGCAUAGCUGAAAUUCAUUUUAUUUUGAGACUUCCAAUAAAAAACAGAGCAGAUCUUUAAAACCUUGACGUUAUUC